CGCCACGCACGCAGCGUCAAAUCAUUGCCGACCAUGGCGGAAUGUAGUGGAGUUGACAGCAACCCAAGUAGUCACACCAUGGAUAAAAGCAUUACUCUUCCACCAGACGAAAUAUUCCGCAAUUUGGAGAACGCAAAGCGCUUCGCAAUAGACAUAGGUGGAUCUCUGACCAAGCUAGCCUACUACUCUACUGUCCAACACAAAGUGGCCAAAGUGCGAUCUUUCGACCACACUGCAAAGGAGGCUGCCAGUGACAAGCUGUAUGAAAUCUCAGUGCAGGAGGAAGUCACUGCACGCCUGCAUUUCAUCAAGUUUGAAAAUGCUUACAUUGAAACGUGCUUGGACUUCAUCAAAGACCAUCUGGUCAACACUGAAACCAAAGUUAUCAAAGCCACAGGGGGAGGGGCACACAAGUUCAAAGAACUAAUCGAGAGGAAACUGGGUCUCAAAGUGGACAAAGAGGAUGAGAUGACUUGCCUCAUUAAGGGAUGUAAUUUUGUGCUGAAGAACAUACCCCAUGAGGCUUUUGUGUAUGCCAAGCACGCUGACUCCGAGUUCCGCUUUCAGACGACUAAUCCAGACAUCUUCCCGUACCUGCUUGUAAACAUUGGCUCUGGAGUGUCCAUAGUUAAGGUUGAAGCAGAAGACAAAUUUGAGCGAAUAGGAGGAAGUUCAAUAGGUGGAGGGACGUUCUGGGGCCUUGGAGCCUUGCUCACCAAAACAAAGAGAUUUGAUGAGUUGCUACAGUUGGCCUCUAAAGGGCAGCAUACAAGUGUCGAUAUGCUUGUUAAAGAUAUCUACGGAGGAUCUUAUGGGUGUUUGGGUUUGACUGGAGAUCUUAUUGCGAGCAGUUUUGGGAAAUCUGCAACUGCUGACAAAGAGUUUUCUAAAGAAGACAUGGCCAAGAGCUUACUACAUAUGAUCAGCAACGACAUCGGGCAGCUGGCCUGUCUGUAUGCCAAGCUCCACAACCUGUCAAGAGUGUACUUUGGAGGCUUCUUCAUUCGAGGACACCCUGUUACCAUGCACACAAUCACAUACAGCAUCAACUUCUUCACCAAGGGUGAAGUUCAGGCCUUGUUCCUGAGACAUGAAGGCUAUCUUGGAGCCAUUGGAGCAUUUCUUAAAGGAGCAGAGGAAGACAAUCCAAACCAGUACAGUUGGGGUGAGAAUUAUGCAGGAAGCUCAGGCCUGAUGAGCGUUUCUCCAGACAUGAAUCCCAUGCAGCGUGCUCGUAGUGGAACGUUUGACAUGCUGGAGAUGGACCGUCUGGAGAGGCAGCUGGUGAAUCUGCCUCUGCUGCAAGACCCUUCCUCUUACAUCCCUGACACUGUGGACCUCACAGAGGAUGCUCUGGCGCGUGAAUACUGGCUCUACUGUUUCGAAGAGGCCCUAGAUGGGGUGGUUAAGCGAGCUGUAGCGAGCCAACCUGACAUGCCGGAGGCAGCCUUGCGAGCUGAGAAGUUUCGUCAGAAAUAUAGACACAAGCUUCAGACCCUCCGCCACCAGCCAUUUGCUUAUGGAUCCCUCACUGUCAGAAGUCUCUUAGACACGAGGGAACACUGUUUAAACGAGUUCAACUUUCCUGAUCCCUACUCUAAGAUUAAACAGAGGGAGAAUGAUGCUGCUCUCAAGUACUACCAGAAGGCAGUGAAGUCCUUGGAGGAGUUGAGCUGGGAGGAGAGACAGUUUGCUCUGGUCAGAGGGGUCCUGGCGGGGAAUGUUUUUGACUGGGGAGCCAAAGCCGUGUCAGACGUCCUGGAAUCUGAUCCUGAGUUUGGGUUUGAGGAAGCUAAACGGCAGCUGGAAGAGCGGCCAUGGCUUGUUGAUUCCUAUGACCAGUGGCUUGAGAGAAUAAAGGGUCCUCCUCAUAAGUGUGCCUUGUUUUUCGUAGAUAAUAGUGGAGUGGACAUCAUUCUAGGGGUGAUGCCUUUUAUCAGAGAGCUUCUCUCUCGAGGAACAGAGGUUGUGUUAGCCAGCAACUCUGGUCCAGCGUUGAAUGACGUAACAAACGGGGAACUGCAAAUACUAACGGAAAGAAUUGCUGCUAUGGAUCCUGUGAUUCAGGCUGGUCUCAGGGAUGACAGGCUGACGUUGGUUCAAAGUGGUUCCAGCUCUCCCUGUCUGGAUCUAAGUCGCCUGGACAAAGUGCUGGCGAUGGUGGUGCGGGAGCGACAGACCGACCUGGUGAUCAUCGAGGGAAUGGGCCGAGCCAUACACACCAACUACUACGCCAUGCUGAGCUGCGAGAGCCUCAAGAUGGCCGUCAUCAAAAACUCAUGGCUGGCCGACCGCCUGGGAGGAAAGCUUUUCAGCGUGGUUUUCAAGUACGAGGUACCUGCUGGAAAACCCAGUCAGGACUGUGAAACGUUGACACCCUCAUGAGUGCGACAAAACUCACGUUUGAGUGAGACAGAACACCGAAGUUGAGCGACCAGGUGGGCUUAGUUGGAGGUCCGAAUGUAAAACGGCGAUCGUGUAACUGCCACUGAUCGAUUGAAUGAUUGUAACUUUGACUGUUAAAGUUUAGGUGAGUUUUUAAGGGUGAUCACUGAUAGGGAGAAUUCAUUUCUUAUUUUAAAACAAUUUUGAUUUCACUGUCGGUUUCAUGAACAAGCUUUUAGGAAAAUCUUUGCCCGAUCUCCAGUUCAAUCACUUAGUUUGCCUCAAUCGUUACUGCCAACUGAUGAGCUCAUUCACCACGCUGGCUAUGCUUUCAUGUUGAGUGAAGUCAUCGCUGGCUGCGUUCAGUAAACUUUAACAGAUGCGGUCUUCAGCCUGUAGAAAAACAAAUCAGAAACUAAGCUUUUAUUUUAAAAGCGUGCUUCAGUUGUUGACACUCUGCCAACACGACGCUGCACACAUAUGGGAAAAUAAGAGUGGCUGCUGUGUGUUUGUGUGUGGGAGAGAAGAAGAGCCACAGGAGUAAUUACAGCUUGCAGCGAUGAGACUUUUUACAUUCAGUAAAGGGUAUUUAAUGUGCCUUAAGGCUGAUGAUAUGAUGACGAGCAUCAUUCACUCAGAUUGCUUUGAAUUCCUUUAGAACACUACACUACUACACUGGUAUCUGCUUUCCAGCACCGUCAUGCCACAGACUUGAAAGAUUCCGUAGAUUUUUUUGUUUUUCAUUACUGCCAGAGAAUGUAUUGAGAUUAAGAAAUGAAUCAUUGUGUCCGUCACUUGUGUAGCUGUUGAAGUGGAAUCAGGGAAGACGUUUCAUCAGUGGGAGAAGCAGCACUUUAUCACCGCCAUUAAAGAAAUCGGGUCGUGUUCAUCCACAAGAUGGCAGUGUUCUACUGUGAUGCAGAUUUUUAAUAGUAUAUUCAAAUCUUUCCCAAGGUGCUUGGUGUCAAAAUUAACACUGCAUAUAUCAGGAUAAAUAUUCUUAGCAUCACAUGGAGCUACAAUGUCCCGAGCUGGCCAUGGCAUGAGUCCAUGUGUUCACUGUAGUUACCUGGCAUGUACAAAUCCACACUGUAAUCCAUAACUAAGUCACAAAUGCAAUUGUUUGAAGGCAAUAACACUGCGGCACCUAGUUGUAACAAAACAUCAAACGCUGUGUGAUUGUGAAGUGGCUGACUGUACUGGUAGCUUCAUCAUAAAUAUCUGAAUUCAAAGCAGGGUCAGAUUUCUAAAGCCUCGGUGUGACAGUAUUUCCCAAAGUUACGGUUGCUUCACUUGUGAACCCAUUGCAGUAUUGUAUUUUUCAUUUGUACAUUCACGUGAUGUGUGUGUGUGUGUAUAUAUAUAUAUGUAUAUAUAUAUACACAUAUAUAUAUAUAUACACACCGAUCAGGCAGAACAUUAUGACCACCUGACUAGUACUGUGUUAGUUCCCUUUAUGCUGCUAAAUCUCCUCUGACCCAGUGGGGCAUGGACACAGGAUGGUGGGAGGGAAUUCUGUGGGUCCUGUGAGCUGCAGGGUGGGACCUACCUAAAUCAGGCUUAUCCUGGUACAUCCCACAGAUGCUCGGUAAGAUUUAAAUUUGGGGAAUGUGGAACUCAGGUGAACACCUUAGCUCUGUCGUGUUCCUCAGGCCACUCCUGAGCAUUUUUUGCAGUGUGUGGGGUGCAUUGUCCUGCUGAGGGUGGCAAUUGGCAUCAAGGUCUGCUGUUGCCAUGGAGGGGGUGUUGCUUGACCUGCAAUGUUUAGGUGGGUGGUACAAACAUCCACAUGAUCAUCUUGUUAUAAUGCAGUGUUGUGCUGGGAAGCCCUCCGUCCUGACAUUCAUGUGAACGACACCGCUAAUCUGUUCAGCUGGGUUCCACACUCCCCAGAUCCAAAUGUAUUUAUUUUUUGGUUGUAUUUUUUUGGGCUUUUGUUGGCUUUAUUUGACAUGUUAGUAGAGAGUCAGACAGGAAAGCAGGGAGAAGAAUGUGGGGAAGACCUGCAGCAAAGCGUCGUGAGCUGGAAUCGAACCCAGGCCGCUGCGUCAGGCAUGAUAAGCCCUGUUUAUGGGGCGCCUUAGAUCCAAAUCUUAUUGAGUAUCUGUGAGAAGUCCCAGGAUAUCCUGAUCUAGGUAGAUCCCAUCCUGCAACCCACAGGAUUCAGUGCCACAGGACAGGUUCUGUGUCCAUGCCACACUGGAUCAGAGGAGUUUUAGCAGCAUAAAGGAGACCAACACGAUAUUAGGCAGGUGGUCAUACUGUUCUGCCUGAUCGGUGUGUGUAUACAUAAAUAUAUAUAUAUAUAUAUAUAUAUAUAUAUAUAUAUAUAUAUACAUAUAUAUACAUAUACAAUUCUAUUACAUCGCUACAUUUGAACCAAGCACAAUUUUGUGUAUUAUUCUCCUGACAAUCAAUUUUAAUUAAAUGGUGAAAAUCUUUAUUUUA
Acanthochromis polyacanthus (spiny chromis) is the source of this 4833-nucleotide messenger RNA. RefSeq names its product pantothenate kinase 4 (inactive) (gene pank4). NCBI's taxonomy places the organism in Eukaryota, Metazoa, Chordata, Actinopteri, Pomacentridae. Gene Ontology annotation, cellular component: nucleus; cytosol. Gene Ontology annotation, molecular function: pantothenate kinase activity; ATP binding. The record is from RefSeq and is a predicted model, not a curated record. The transcript has 19 exons. Gene Ontology annotation, biological process: coenzyme A biosynthetic process. The coding region runs from base 34 to 2385 and encodes 783 amino acids.